This is a messenger RNA of Ziziphus jujuba (common jujube), 1475 nucleotides long. RefSeq lists its product as uncharacterized. The transcript is spliced from 8 exons. The record is from RefSeq and is a predicted model, not a curated record. NCBI's taxonomy places the organism in Eukaryota, Viridiplantae, Streptophyta, Magnoliopsida, Rosales, Rhamnaceae. Bases 119 to 1174 code for a protein of 351 amino acids.
UCCAUUUCUCUCCCAAAAAAAAAAAAAAAAAAAAGAAGUUAUUUUUCUGGAUUUAGAUGCAGGGAAAUAUAGAGAGGGACGGACAAGAGUGUGAGACGGCGAGUAGUAUUUGUAGUAAAUGGUUGUGUCUGUGUGCCAUACAACAUAUGCGCAUAGCGGCAUAGCAGUUGGUCCAUCUUGGACCCGCUUCGCUGCAUCUUACAAAUUAACACGUUUCGUAACUGAUUCAUGGGAAUCCAAACCUCCGAACCGUAUAUUUUUUCUUGGGAUGGGUUUCGUCGGCCAGUUCUUUGCGCAAGAGCUCAAGAACCAAGGAUGGGCUGUCUCUGGAACUAGUACGAGCAUUUUGAAGAAGAAGAAACUUGAAGAUAGUGGAUAUGAUGUUUUCCAUUUUGAUGCAAAUGAACCAGAAACAAGCAUCCUUGAAGUUCUGAAAUAUCACACACACAUGAUUGUUUCUAUCCCUCCUCUUGUGGGUAUUGGUGAUCCGAUGCUUCAUCAUGAAAACCUUCUAAGGAGUAUACUUAUGGAUGGAAAUCUACAGUGGCUCUGCUAUUUGUCAUCGACCAGUGUAUAUGGAAAUUGUGGUGGUGAAUGGGUCGAUGAGGACUCUCCUACUAACCCCUCAGGUGAGUUGGCUAAAUUGAGGUUAGCCGCUGAGAAGGGAUGGUUUUCACUUGGCCAUUAUCUUGGGAUUUCAGCAAAUGUUUUUCGGCUUGGAGGCAUCUAUGGUCCCGGUAGAAGUGCAGUUGAUACGAUAAUCAAGCAAGAAGCCUUGUCAAAAAGUCAGAGAUUGAGAGUACGUAAACAGUACACGUCAAGAGUUCAUGUACAGGACAUCUGUCAGGCCCUUAAGGCCAGUAUUUGUGCAUCUACCCACAGAGAAUUGUAUAAUAUCGUUGAUGAUGAUCCAGCCCCUAGGGAAGAAGUAUUUGCAUAUGCACGGAACUUGAUAGAGAAAAAGUGGCCCGGCCAACUCAAACAGUUUUCCAAUCAAGAUGAAUCUUUGGUUACUGUCAAGAAAGAAGGUGUACUUGGUGAGAAGCGAGUUUCUAAUGCCCAGAUGAAGAAGGAACUAGGAGUGAGGCUUCUUCAUCCUAGCUAUAAGUCAGGAUUGCAGAGCAUUGUUGAUCAAAUGGAGAACCCUUUUCAAUACAGUGCAUACAGUUCAUGAUUAAUGAAACCAUCAAAACAUCUAGAUUAAAGAUCGAAUUAUUUCAGAAGCUGCAGUUCCAUUUAAUCGUGGAGAAUAGGCACGUUAUUUAUUUAUUUAUUUAUUUUUCUGGAUUUCUUGGUAUGCUUUUUAUGUUGUUGCAAUACAAGUGCCUCGUAAAUGUAAAUGAAAAUUGUACUUCAUUUUGUCUACAACAUUUUGUUGUCCGUACGAUGCGAUACGUGUGGGCGUCUCAAAAUGUCUUAAAUGCGUUGUUCACAAUUUGGCAAAUAAAAAUCAUGGUAUACAGGCCUUUUGUUUA